Molecule: messenger RNA, 648 nt
Organism: Rotaria sp. Silwood2
Lineage: Eukaryota; Metazoa; Rotifera; Eurotatoria; Philodinida; Philodinidae
Source: the annotation of a GenBank genome assembly
AUGUAUACUGGUAAUAAAUUGAAUUUGCCCUUAACAGAAGAUAUUCAACGUACAUUCAUUGACUUUCAAAAUAAUGAAAUUAUUUCUUAUGUUGAUUAUUUUCCAGAGGAAAAACGAGGUCGAUGUCACAUUUAUUCAUAUCCAUCUUUUAUGCCAUAUUAUGGUGAUAUUACAAAUAAUUUUCCAGGUGGAUUAUUCAAUUAUGUUCGUGUAGUGUCAUUAUGUGAUGAAUAUCCUUUUGAACAUGAAUUUUUUCUUCGAAUUGUUCAAUCAUUUCCAUUUAUGGAAGAAUUAACUGUAAUUAAUCGUAAAGGACAAAAUGACAAACAAUCUUAUAAAUCAAACAAUGAUAGUCGAAUUUCAUCUGUUAUUAAAUAUUCUUUUCUUAAUGAACUUGAUCUUCUUAAUGUUCAUGAUGAUUAUAUAGAAGAAUUUCUCUUUGAUACUAAAACGUAUUUCCAAAAUAAUGUUCUUCUUCGUAUUAAAUGUGAAUCAUUACAACGAGUAACACACAAUUUUACAAGAGAUAUUACAAGAAUGAAUUGUACCAAAAUAAAUGAAUUAGAAUUAAGUGGUGAACCAAUAUGUUCCGAUUCUUUACAAGAAUAUUUUUCUUAUGCAAGAAUAAGUUAUCCAUUAAUAAUUUGA